This is a messenger RNA of Colletotrichum truncatum, 573 nucleotides long. NCBI's taxonomy places the organism in Eukaryota, Fungi, Ascomycota, Sordariomycetes, Glomerellales, Glomerellaceae. The record is from RefSeq and is a predicted model, not a curated record.
AUGAAGGCUGCUCAGAUCCUCGCCAUCCUUGGCUUCUCUGCCAUCUCCAUGGCUCAAUCUCUUGCUCCCUCGCCUACUGAGAGCAUUGGCUGCUGGCACUGCGAAGGUCCCCGCGAGACCGGGGCUGCAGCCAGCUCCGCCAGCGUCAGUCUCGCCCCCUCGCCCACUGAAAGCCAGGGGUGCUCGCCUCAUGGAGAUCACUGGCAUUGUGAGGGCCCUCGUGUUACGACUGGUGCCGUAACUGGAACCACGUUGAGCACCGCCGUGGCCGUCACCACCACCGCCGCGGACCAUGAUCACGACCACGACGAUGACCACUCAUCUGGAAGCGCCAGUCUUCCCCCUUCUCCUACCGGAAGAGGAAACUGCAGCCCUCAUGUUGACCACUGGCACUGCGACGUCCCGGCCACCAAGGCCGCCUCCAGUGUCUCCGGCACGGCCCCGGCGACCACCAACGCUGCUGCCACCACCGCCGGCAACAGCACUUCUCCCACUCCCACUGCUGUCCCUGCCGGCGCUGCCCGCGCUGGCUUCGGUGCUGCUGCCAUCGUCGCCGCUCUCAUGGCCUUCUAA